UCGGCAUUGAGUUGAGACAGUUUACGCGGGAAAAAUGUUCUCACUUCACUAAUUGUUGGCGCUCCUCCUUCGUCAUACACUAAUUCUAAAUACAAAAUUCUGUUUAAUUUGUCACUGUGAAGUUCCUCAACAGUAAUUACCUCAACCCAUAUUUGAGAAAAAUUCGACAAUGACGAGUCCCAUGAAACCGCCACGAACUCCGCCUGCUCAGGACGAUGAAAAUUCCAUCAGAAACUUGACGCCGAGGAGACAGCAACGAACACCGAGUUCUCGUGUUCCGUCAAUUCGCGGGACACCGAGCAAGCAACCAACUCCCGGUAAACAAGCAGCUACACCACAAAAAGGUCCAGGCAGUUCAGUCGGUGUUGAGACACCUCUGAGAUGGGGAAGUCGAAGAACGCAGGAGACGAUUGCAGCUUCUUCGGAAGGUCCUUCAUCGCAGCCAGCUUCAUCGCCAAAUCGUAUACUGCAAACCAGUCCUUUGCAAGCUGGUAUGAGCGAAAUCGAUUUGUCAUCACCGCUGAAUUAUGGUACACCAAGCUCCCUAGGCUCCAUAAGAACCCCCAGGAGUGGAAUUCGUGGUACUCCAGUGAGACAGAGAUCAGAUAUUCGGUCGGAUAAAAGAGUUCGUCAGGUCAAUGUCGGCGAACCAAUAAUGGAAGAGGCGAAUGAAGCCCAGCCAACGUCGGAGAGUGAAAAUGCUGGACCGCAGCUGGUCAUCUGGGGCACGAAUGUUGUUGUGAAUCGUUCCAAAGAACAGUUCAAACGUUUCAUAAAUCGUUUUAUUGAUCCGGAGGCAGAGAACGACGAAUUACCGGACAACAUGAAUCUCGCUGAGCCUCUUUAUUUGCAAAAAUUGGACGAAAUUCACACCCUGGAAGAGCCAUAUUUAAACGUGAACUGCGCUCAUUUAGAGGCUUUCGACGAGCAACUCUGUCGUCAAUUGAUCGCUUAUCCACAAGAAGUCAUUCCCACAAUGGACAUGGCUAUUAACGAAAUGUUUUUCGAGAAGUAUCCAGCGGCUGUCUUGGAUCACCAAAUUCAAGUUCGUCCAUUUAACGUCACAAAAACGCGAAACAUGCGACAAUUAAAUCCAGAGGAUAUCGAUCAGUUGAUCACGAUAACCGGUAUGGUGACACGAACGUCACACGUUCUACCUGAAAUGAGAGAAGCUUUUUUCAAAUGUAUCGUUUGCUCGUUUACUACAAUGGUGGAAAUCGACCGCGGUCGUAUCGCUGAGCCGACCGUUUGCACCCACUGCAACAACAAUUAUUGUUUCUCGCUCAUUCAUAAUCGCAGCCAUUUUUCGGACCAGCAAAUGAUCAAACUCCAAGAAUCACCGGAUGAUAUGGCAGCUGGUCAAACUCCGCACACUGUUCAAUGCUUCGCCCGCAACGAUCUCGUUGAUGCUGUUGCCCCAGGCGAUCGGGUCGCCGUUACCGGAAUAUUUCGGGCACUUCCGCUCCAAGUGAAUCCUCGGGUUUCUAACGUUCGUGCUGUUUACAAAACUCACAUUGACGUUGUACACUUUCGAAAACAAGACUCGAAGCGCUUGUAUGAUCAGGAAGAGGGUAAAGAUCACGCUUUUCCUCCCGAAAGAGUUGAAUUGUUGAAAUUACUUUCCCAAAAGAAGGACGUUUACGAAAGAUUAGCUCGAAAUAUUGCUCCGAGCAUAUACGAAAAUGAAGAUAUUAAAAAAGGUAUUCUGCUGCAACUUUUCGGUGGUACGAAAAAAACUCACUCAACAUUUGGAAGAACUCACUUCAGAUCGGAACUUAAUAUUCUACUGUGUGGCGAUCCUGGUACUAGCAAAUCUCAACUUCUGCAGUUCGUUUUCAACCUGGUUCCGAGGUCGCAAUACACCAGUGGAAAAGGUUCGAGCGCGGUUGGUUUGACUGCUUACGUUACUAAGGAUCCGGAGACUCGUCAAUUGAUGCUGCAAACCGGGGCACUCGUGCUCGCUGAUAACGGUAUAUGUUGCAUUGACGAGUUUGACAAAAUGAAUGAGCACACGAGAUCUGUUCUACACGAAGUCAUGGAACAACAAACACUGUCGAUUGCCAAGGCUGGUAUCAUUUGUCAACUGAACGCACGUACAAGCAUAUUGGCUGCCGCAAAUCCAUGCGAAUCUCAAUGGAACAAGAACAAAACUGUUAUCGAGAAUGUAAUGUUACCACACACGUUGAUGUCUCGUUUUGAUCUUAUCUUCCUGAUGCUCGAUUCGAACGAUGAAAUCCUCGAUCGUCGUCUCGGCCGACAUUUAGUCGAGCUCUAUUGCGACACAGCUGUGGAAGAAGAGGACGAUUUGGUCGAUAUGAGUAUCCUCAAGGAUUAUAUUGCCUACGCAAAAGAACACAUUCAACCUGUUCUCAGUGAAGUGGCUCAACAGAAACUCGUUCAUGCAUACGUAGAGAUGCGUCGUGUUGGCAGUGGUCGAGGACAAAUAAGUGCGUAUCCAAGACAGCUCGAGUCUCUUAUUCGUCUUGCCGAGGCACACGCGAAACUUCGAUUCAGUAAUACCGUUGAACUCGAGGAUGUCGAAGAAGCUUGCAGAUUACAUCGCGAGGCACUCAAACAGUCGGCCAUCGAUCCGCUCAGCGGAAAAAUCGAUAUUAGCAUUUUGACAACCGGAAUGUCUUCUGCUGCCAGACAACGUAGAACCGAAUUGACGGAAAUUUUGAAAAAGCUCAUAGACUCCAAGGGCAAAGUUCAAACUCUGAGUUAUCAAAAGGUAUUCGCCGAACUUAAGGAAAACUCGCAAACCUUGGUGACCCGAGAAAUGUUCGAAGACUCCUUGAAGCUACUACAGGACAACGGUCUCGUGAUAGUGACGGGAAAGAAUACGAUUCGCAUCUGUUGAUUGCCUUCUGAAAGGAUAAUCGAUUUUUUUUUACCUGCACGAUAAAAAAGUAUUUUGGAACUCGAACGUAAUAUUUGUAAGCCUUCUCGUUUUGAUUACGAAUUGUACAAUUGUCCACGCCCGAUGGGUGAAAUUUCCGUAAACUCUCGAUUCGAUGAGUUUGAUAAUAAAGUAUUUUGAUAAUUUUUGCGAAAAAAA
Messenger RNA from Venturia canescens, 3058 nucleotides. It is a transcript of the gene dpa, whose product is annotated as disc proliferation abnormal. The transcript has 7 exons. Gene Ontology annotation, cellular component: MCM complex; nucleus. Gene Ontology annotation, biological process: DNA replication; mitotic DNA replication initiation; double-strand break repair via break-induced replication. Bases 170 to 2860 code for a protein of 896 amino acids. Gene Ontology annotation, molecular function: single-stranded DNA helicase activity; single-stranded DNA binding; ATP hydrolysis activity. The record is from RefSeq and is a predicted model, not a curated record. Lineage: Eukaryota; Metazoa; Arthropoda; Insecta; Hymenoptera; Ichneumonidae.